UGGGCCUGUCUGCGGUGGGCUCAUCCUUGAUCUGUGCGGAUGGCACAUUCGCGCCUCCACGGGACGAGGGGUCACCGGGGAUCGGCGAGGGCCCGGUAGGGCCGGAGACCGAGGAGAAUCUGACCCGUGCCCACAAUGCUGGCAGGAGCCGCUCCGGGCCUUCAAAGCCGUUCCGGAGGCGAGGGCGCCCGUGUGUGGCGUGCGCAUGCGCGAGUGAGUGUGCGCAAGUGUGUCUGUGUAUGUUCAUGAUCCCAGCAGCGUGUGCAUAUGCCAACUGGACCCACUGAGGCACAGUGGCCAGAGUGGGGACCACAGCCUGAGUGACAUGGACAGGACCUGAUGCUCCCGAGACCACAAGUGGGUACCACUGCCUGCUCUGGGGACCCAGCCAGGCCUGACGGGGCUGAGGGCUGCCUGUGGACGGGGACUCCCAUCAGCAGAGUUCCGCUGCACAAGACCCUGCACGACGGUCUGACCCUCCCCCCACCACACUUAAGGGCCCUGCUCUCUGCCUCGGUUGCUCUGGUCCAGCCCCCCAACCCCGGCCUUGUACUUUUCCUCUCUGACCCCAGUCAUGGUCUUGCCCAAGGACCCUUGCACCUGCUGUGCUUGCAGCCCAGAACACUCACUCCAUCACUUCCAUCAGGUCUGCGCUCAGAAGUCUCCUUCUCAGUGAGGCCUGUGCUGGGGGAAGAGCAUUCCAGGCAGAUGGAACAGCCGGUGCAAAGACCCUGAGAUCUGGUAGAGAUGUGAAACCGAGGCAGCAGCUUGAGAAGCGGGGAUGGAAGGACUCUUGACCGUGGGCGGCCCCCAGGAAUCGGAGUUGGGAGAAACCUGGAAACACGGGGCUCAGCUCAAGGGCCGACACGAAAGCUGUUUGAAGCAAGAAGCCGAGGGCCACGAGGGGGACCCCACCGGGGCCGGCCUCCCGGAGCGCGAUGAGCUGGGCGGAAUCCCAGGAACCAGAUUGAGACUCCCCACCCCCGAGGUGGGCAGCAGGCCCCAGAGGCGGGGGCCGCCCAGGAAGAGCCCCAAGCCGAAGACCACAGAGGCCAGCGAGGAGGAGCGCGGUGGCGGCCGUAGGAAGCUGUGGGAGUGCGAGGUCUGCGGCAAGGCCUUCAGCUACUGCUCGGCGUUCACACUGCACCGGAGGACGCACACCAGGGAGAAGCCGUUCGCCUGCAGCGAGUGCGGCAAGGCCUUCAGCCAGAGUGUCCACCUAACGCUGCACCGGCGUACGCACACUGGCGAGCGGCCCUACGCGUGCCCCGAGUGCGGCAAGGCCUUCAGCCAGGGCUCCUACCUGGCCUCGCACUGGCGCGUGCACACGGGCGAGCGGCCGCACCGCUGUGCCGACUGCGGCAAGGCCUUCGCGCGCCCCGCGCACCUGGCGCAGCACCGGCGCGUGCACACGGGCGAGCGGCCCUUCGCGUGCGGCCAGUGUGCCAAGGCCUUCGGCAGCCGCGCGGCCCUGCGCGAGCACCAGCGCAUCCACACGGGCGAGAAGCCGUUCGCGUGCGCGCAGUGCCACAAGGCCUUCCGCUUCUCCUCGGCGCUGCUGCGCCACCAGCGCACCCACACGGCCGAGCGGCCCUAUGCGUGCGGCCAGUGCGCCAAGGCCUUCACGCAGAUCGCGCACCUGGCGCAGCACCGGCGCGUGCACACGGGCGAGAAGCCCUACACGUGCCCCGAGUGCGGCGCGCCCUUCAGCCAGAGCGCCUCGCUGGCCGAGCACCGGCGCAUCCACACGGGCGAGAAGCCGUUCGCGUGCGCGCAGUGCGGGAAGGCCUUCACGCAGGUGUCGCACCUGAGCCAGCACCGGCGCGUGCACACGGGCGAGCGGCCCUACGCGUGCCAGGACUGCGGUCGCGCCUUCAGCAACCGCUCCCACCUCGUGCAGCACCACCUCGUGCACACGGGCGCCAAGCCCUACAAGUGCCUGGAGUGCGGCGCCGCCUUCAGCCACGUGUCCUCCCUCAUCGAGCACCAGAAGAUCCACACGGGCGAGAAGCCCUACCGCUGCGGGGACUGCGGCAAGGCCUUCGGCCAGGGCUCGUCGCUCACACUGCACCGGCGCACGCACACGGGCGAGCGGCCCUACGCGUGCCCCGAGUGCGGCAAGGCCUUCAGCAACCGCUCCUACCUGAUCCAGCACCACAUCGUGCACACCGGCGAGAAGCCCUACGAGUGCGGCGGCUGCGGCAAGGCCUUCAGCUUCUCCUCGGCCCUCAUCCGACACCAGAGGACGCACGCCGACAAGAAGCCCUACUCAUGCAGCCAGGGCCGGGAGGCCUUUGCCCAGCUGCCGCACCUCACCCGACACCUGAGCUCCCACCAGGAGGAGAAGCCGGUCGGCAGCAGCGACCUUGUGGACACCGCGCUGGACCAGCAGCAGAAUAACGGCUGACGUUUACCAGGGCCUCCUUCUGCCAGGCACUCCUCUGAGCACUUUCACACCUCAUUUCCAACCUCAAGGCACCAGGGGGAGAUACCCAUCGUCCCCAUGUUGCCCGUGAGGAAACCAAGGCUCAGAGAAGCUCAGUGACUUGCCCGAGGUCACACAGGGAGGAAGUCACAGGGCUGGGACUGGACCCCACAUCUGCCAGACUCCCCUCCAGCGCCUCCCUGGUUCAGAAUUACAAAUGUGACCCUCCAGAGUGGACCCAGAGACAUCUCUGUGGGUCUCUGGCUGGCCUUUUAAUUGAUGUUAUGAUUGAGUCGGCAUUUGUUCAAUAAAUGUAAUUGAAUAAAAGGUCCAUCCCCCUUAGUGAGGUUCACAUAUUAACUAAGCAGGAUCUGAAGGAGAAAUGUGGAUUCUCUAGGACUUAAGACAGUGCUUCUGACAUCAGAGAAAAUGAGUGGGAGAAAUCAUAGCAGGAAUAGUUAUUCUAUGCAUAUAUAAGCACAUGUUUAUACGAAUGUUUGUUUCUAUCAUAAAUAUGCUAUAAAGUUGUAUAGUAGACAGUACACCGACGGUGCACGUGGCAUGCAGUUUUCCAUCCUGCUUUUGUUCACUCGUAUUCUGAGGCACCCUGGAUCGUUAGGCAAGGGGAUGGGCAUUCUCCUUUCGCAACGUUUGGAUCUGAGGUCUCUUAGGUAAUAGAAUCACUUAUGAUUGUUCUGAUCUUCUUGCUGAGGUUUCUUUGGCUCCAGAAAAAAAAUCAAUGAAAAAUAUUUUUCAAUUAUGAGUUAAGAACACCUUUCUUACAAGGUUGACCGACAAAUUGUCCUGUGUCAUAGGACAACACAGCCCCUUCUGCAUAAAAAAGAAUUCCCCGUGUUUUAAAAAAAUUUUGUUGUGGUUUUUCAAUUAUACAGAAAAGUGUGAAGUACAAUAAACACCCAU
Equus quagga is the source of this 3346-nucleotide messenger RNA. It is a transcript of the gene ZNF835, whose product is annotated as zinc finger protein 835. The record is from RefSeq and is a predicted model, not a curated record. The transcript has 3 exons. Bases 782 to 2407 code for a protein of 541 amino acids. NCBI's taxonomy places the organism in Eukaryota, Metazoa, Chordata, Mammalia, Perissodactyla, Equidae.